This is a messenger RNA of Lodderomyces beijingensis, 811 nucleotides long. NCBI's taxonomy places the organism in Eukaryota, Fungi, Ascomycota, Pichiomycetes, Serinales, Debaryomycetaceae. The record is from the annotation of a GenBank genome assembly.
AUGGCCAAAAGAAGUCAAGGUAUGCACUAGGAACGAUAUAGAAUCUGAACUGAAGUCAACUAAGAGCUAAGAGCCAAGAGGGAAAGAGCAAAGACGAAAACGAGCUAGAUUGCCGGCCUCCUGGGAAAGACAUGGGAGCAUCUUUUCAAAAUCAAAGCUACCCAUUAAAGCAUGUUCCCAACUAAGAGCAAACUCACGAAGGGACUCGUUCUUUGACUGCAAAUUCAAGCAAAAUUCCAAGAGCGCACUAUGCUCGGGCUGUUCAUGUUAGUGGGACUCAUUCACCUUCAAUGCUCAUAUAACAGUGGCAUAGUUUUGAUGGAAUUUUCACGGCAAAGCUUUACCUUCAUCUUCAUUGUUAUCUUUCUCAUGUGCAAUUCAGAUCAGUUCAGUUUAGUUUAUUUUCUACUCAAGAUGUGACAAUUACUAACAAGAUUUUCUCCUAGACGUUUCCUCAUCCCGCUCAAAGUCAAGAAAGGCUCACUUUUCCUCUUCAUCAGUGGAAAGAAGAGUUCUUUUGAGUGCUCCAUUAUCUAAGGAAUUGAGAAAAGAAUACAACAUAAAGUCGUUGCCAAUCAGACAAAAUGACGAAGUUUUGGUUGUCAGAGGUUCAAAGAAAGGUUCCGAAGGUAAAGUCAACUCUGUAUACAGAUUGAAAUUCGCCAUCAAUGUUGAAAAAUUGGAACAAAAGAAAUUGAACGGUGCUACUGUUCCACUCAACCUCCACCCAUCAAAAGUUGUCAUCACAAAAUUGCACUUGGACAAGGACAGAAAAGCUUUGAUUGGUAGAAAAUCGGGCAAAGCAGAGUAA